AGCCAGGAAGUUCUGCCCCCAAACACCAGACAGGGCCUUCCCACUGGGAACGCACGCUUACCCGCGGGAAGAGCCUUGAAAGAGACCUUUGGGUCCCUGAUCCGGAUCCUCCAAAGAGAAGAAAGGAACCUUGGCGCCCGUGCCCCUCAGCCCAGCCCCGCAGAGAUGCCUCCUCAGCUCUCAGACGGCCUCAACUACUCAGCCAAAGUCGUCCAGGGCAGCCUGGACAGCCUGCCCCAGGCCGUGAGAGAGUUCGUGGAGAGCAACGCCAAGCUGUGCCGGCCCGACCAGAUCCACAUCUGCGACGGCUCCGAAGAUGAGAACCGGCAGCUGCUGGGCCACAUGGAGGAGGAGGGUGUGAUCAAGAGGCUGCGGAAGUACGACAACUGCUGGUUGGCUCUCACUGACCCCAGGGAUGUGGCCAGAAUUGAAAGCAAGACGGUCAUCAUUACUCAAGAGCAAAGAGAUACGGUGCCCAUCCCCAAAACCGGCCUCAGCCAACUGGGUCGCUGGAUGUCCGAGGAGGAUUUUGAGAAAGCGUUCAAUGCCCGAUUUCCAGGGUGCAUGAAAGGUCGCACCAUGUACGUCAUCCCAUUCAGCAUGGGGCCCCUGGGCUCGCCUCUGUCCAGGAUCGGCAUUGAGCUGACAGACUCGCCCUACGUGGUGACCAGCAUGUGCAUCAUGACGCGGAUGGGCACGCCCGUCCUGGAGGCGCUGGGGGACGGGGAGUUCGUCAAGUGCCUCCAUUCCGUGGGGUGCCCUUUGCCUUUAAAAAAGCCUUUGGUUAACAACUGGGCCUGCAACCCGGAGAUGACACUCAUCGCCCACCUGCCCGACCGCAGAGAAAUCAUCUCCUUCGGGAGCGGGUACGGCGGGAACUCGCUCCUUGGGAAGAAGUGCUUUGCUCUCAGGAUGGCCAGCCGGCUGGCCAAGGAGGAGGGGUGGCUGGCAGAGCACAUGCUGAUUCUGGGCAUAACCAACCCCAAGGGCCAGAAGAAGUACUUCGCGGCUGCCUUUCCCAGCGCCUGCGGGAAGACCAACCUGGCCAUGAUGAACCCCACCCUCCCAGGGUGGAAAGUAGAGUGUGUGGGGGACGACAUCGCCUGGAUGAAAUUUGACCAACAAGGUAACUUGCGGGCCAUCAACCCAGAGAACGGGUUUUUUGGUGUCGCUCCUGGCACCUCUGUGAAGACAAACCCCAAUGCCAUCAAGACCAUCCAGAAGAAUACCAUCUUCACCAAUGUGGCCGAGACCAGCGAUGGGGGCGUUUACUGGGAAGGCAUUGACCAGCCGCUGGCCUCGGGCAUCAAGCUCAUUUCCUGGAAGGGCAAGGAGUGGGACCCCAAGGAUGGGGACCCUUGCGCCCACCCCAACUCGCGGUUCUGCACCCCUGCCAGCCAGUGCCCCAUCAUUGACCCUGACUGGGAGUCUCCGGACGGCGUGCCCAUCGAGGCCAUCAUCUUCGGAGGGCGCCGACCUGUUGGCGUCCCUCUGGUCUAUGAGGCUCUCAGCUGGCAGCAUGGCGUGUUUGUGGGUGCGGCCAUGAGAUCGGAGGCCACGGCAGCGGCAGAACACAAGGGCAAAGUCAUCAUGCACGACCCCUUCGCCAUGCGGCCCUUCUUCGGCUACAACUUCGGCCAGUACCUGGCGCACUGGCUCGGCAUGGCCCAGCGCCCCGAGGCCAAGCUGCCCAAGAUCUUCCACGUCAACUGGUUCCGCAAGGACAAGGCCGGCAGGUUCCUCUGGCCGGGCUUUGGCGAGAACUCCAGGGUGUUGGAGUGGAUGUUCACCCGUGUUGGCGGGGAAGGCGGCGCCAAGCUCACGCCCAUCGGCUACAUCCCCGACGAGGACGCCCUGGACCUUCGGGGCCUGGGGGACGUCAAUGUGAAGGAGCUCUUCCACAUCUCCAAGGAGUUCUGGGAGGAGGAGGUAGAAGACAUCCAGAAGUACCUGGAGGAGCAGGUGAAUGCCGACCUCCCCCACGAGAUCGAGAGCCGAGGGUCCUGGCCCCUGAAGCAAAGAAUCAGCCAGAUGUAAUCACAACCCCAGACCUCACCUGGUCCUCCGCCUCCAAUCCAUACAGAGCAGCGAGCGAGGAGAGAGAGGGACGGGGCUUCCCGAGUUCUCACUGCCUGCAGCAGCACCGCAAUGACCGCACCCAGGGGCCGAUCGAAAGACACCUCUUAAUUUUUCUGAUAAGACCACAGCAGAGUAAGGCUAGUCACUAAUGAGGCUGUGGAGGGAAAUCUCAGCAGGCUCCAAAGUUCACUAUGCAAUGCACGUUUGUUCAACUUAGGGACACUCAGGCUCAGAGUCUUCUUUGUUCUUUCUCUUUAGCUGUAUCAGUUAGCCGGAAUGCACAGAAGAUGCUUGAGCUGUAUAUAUGUGUGUGUGUGUUUGUGUGUCUGUGUACUGUUGUCUAAAGCACAUUUAAUAACUCUGGAAAAAUCUUGGGCAAGAUUACCUACUAGUUGUUGCUAGAAAGCGAUGUUGCUUUGUUAUUAAUAUGUGUGUUUAAAUUAUUUUUAUAUACCGUGGUUCCUUACCUCUACAUAAUUUCAACGUUUUCCCUUAACACUUCUUGGAAAAAAAAAAAUCACAAAAUAAACUUUUAUAGAAAAGAUG
Balaenoptera musculus (blue whale) is the source of this 2625-nucleotide messenger RNA. It is a transcript of the gene PCK1, whose product is annotated as phosphoenolpyruvate carboxykinase 1. The coding region runs from base 166 to 2037 and encodes 623 amino acids. The record is from RefSeq and is a predicted model, not a curated record. Gene Ontology annotation, biological process: hepatocyte differentiation; cellular response to insulin stimulus; gluconeogenesis. Gene Ontology annotation, molecular function: phosphoenolpyruvate carboxykinase (GTP) activity; manganese ion binding; GTP binding. Lineage: Eukaryota; Metazoa; Chordata; Mammalia; Artiodactyla; Balaenopteridae. Gene Ontology annotation, cellular component: mitochondrion; cytosol. The transcript is spliced from 10 exons.